Molecule: messenger RNA, 575 nt
Organism: Physella acuta
Lineage: Eukaryota; Metazoa; Mollusca; Gastropoda; Physidae
Product: C-type mannose receptor 2-like
Source: RefSeq, a predicted model, not a curated record
AGAAGUCUCUGGUUGCCAAGAUGAAGUUGUUUGCCGCAGUCCUGCUGCUCUGCAGUAUAGCGCAUGCACAAGAUUGCAGCCCAGGCUGGAUAAGAAGAGGAAAUACCAACUUCUGCUACCAAUUUCAAAACACUCCAAAAUCAUUUGAUGAUGCGAUAGGUGACUGUGCUUCAAAGUCAGGAUUGGUGACUCAUAUUCUGGAUCUGGAGGAGCAAGACUUUGUGUCAGCCAUGGUUAAGAACCAGACAAGCGACAUAUGGCUCGGCCUGACUGAUACUGAUAAUGGGAAAGGCGUUUGGGAUUGGACCGGCUAUAUUUGUGUGCCCACCACUUACUGGGAUGAUGUCCAACCAAGUUAUGGUAACGGUGACGCUAAUUGUGCAGUAAUGAGAGCAAACACAAGCCUUUGGGACGAUAGGGAUUGCUCCGAAUUGCAUCCUUACAUUUGUAAGAAAAAGAUUGUUGGCACAUAUCCUUAUUUUGUACCUCUCAAUGUGACUUGCAGCGACAACUGCAUGUAUAAGUUCCCCAAUCGCACUUGCGUGCCUUACGACAAUCGGGUUAAGCAUGUAUAA